Messenger RNA from Papaver somniferum (opium poppy), 1049 nucleotides. RefSeq names its product serine/arginine-rich splicing factor SR45a-like. The transcript has 6 exons. The record is from RefSeq and is a predicted model, not a curated record. The coding region runs from base 132 to 845 and encodes 237 amino acids. NCBI's taxonomy places the organism in Eukaryota, Viridiplantae, Streptophyta, Magnoliopsida, Ranunculales, Papaveraceae. Gene Ontology annotation, biological process: positive regulation of mRNA splicing, via spliceosome. Gene Ontology annotation, molecular function: RNA binding. Gene Ontology annotation, cellular component: spliceosomal complex.
UCCUUUUAGAGAGAGAGAAUACCCUAAUCUCAAGCAUUGUUGUUGUCAAGAAUUUUCUUCUCUUCCCUAUUCUUCAAAAAAAAGAAAAAAAAUCCAGUUUUUUCCUCAUCAGAUCUCUUUCAACCUUUAAGAUGUCACAUGCAAGAGAAGGAAGGUCUAUAUCUCGUUCUCUUACUCCACCACCCAGUAGAAUUCGUAGACGAUCUCUGUCUCCUUCACCAACUAGACUUCGUAGGUCAAGAUCAAGGUCAAGAGGAAGGAGUCGCUCCAGGAGCCGUGAACCUGGAGAAGUUGUUAAUCCGGGAAAUAACUUGUAUGUAACUGGCUUAUCCACUAGGGUUAGCACAAGUGAUCUCGAGAAGCAUUUCAGCACUGAAGGAAAGAUUGCGGAGUGCCAUUUGGUUACUGAUCCUCGCACCAGGGAGUCUCGUGGAUUUGCGUUCAUUAUGAUGGAAACUGUUGAGGAUGCUGAUCGUUGUAUCAAGUAUCUUAACCGCUCAGUUCUCGAAGGCCGCCUGAUUACAGUUGAGAAGGCAAAAAGGAAACGGGGGAGAACCCCAACCCCAGGAAGAUACCAAGGUGUAAAAGAUAAAAGAGGAGGUUUUGGUGGUGAUCGUGGUGAUCAUGGACCCAUUGGUGGUCGCCGAAGAUCACGUAGUUAUUCACCUCGUGGAAGACCAUCCAGAGAUGUCAGAGAUUUUAGGGAUGUUAGAGAUGGACCUCCUUAUUUCAGGAAUCAUCGAGAGCGAUCUCCACCUCGUUAUCCUCCUCUUCCAUAUUCUCGUCCCAGGUCUCCCUAUGGUAGGAGGGGAGAGGAUUAUCCCUUGUAUGAGAGACGCAGGUAAUCUUCACUUAUUGCUAGAGCAACAGCGGCAACACAACAAAAGCUAGUUACAAAGCUGUUCAAUGAGUGUACUACCUUCUUUCACUUUCAUAGUGUGUAUUAAUGUGAUAAACUAAUUUCUAUCUCGCCUGCGUUUGUGUGUAUACUUUAACUAGCCCGAAACCAGAUGUUUUUAUUUAUGAAAUAUGCAUAUUAGUUUCUUUUA